GGUGUCCUUCCCCUAGCCACGGGUACCAGAUAUUUAAAGGUGCUGGAAGCUUGCCUUUCGCCAUUGUCACUCAGCCACAUCGUAUUACCAGGGUCACCAAACGUGGAGGUGUGACAUAUGACUUGCUGGCAGAGCCUUUUUGAGACGGUAGGCGUUUCUCAGCACUUACGAGAGCUACCUAGUGGCAACAGUAGCUCUCACCGGGACCUUUUACCAGCCUUUGACCCUUUGACUAUACUGUCCUUUAAAUGUGCUUUAUUGUCACUACAGGUGCCGGUGGUGAUAGUUAUUCAAUGGGGCUUGACAACCAAAUGCCUGUUGGAAAGAUUGGAGCUAAGAAACAGAGACGACUUGAAAUGAAAGAGGAAAAGAAACUUCUAAGAGAGCAAAUGGAGGCUGAAAGAGAAGACCGAAAGCAACGUGAAGCCUUAAGAGAAGAGGAAAGAAAGAGGCUUGAAGAGAGAAGGCGGAUAGAGCAAGAAAAACUGGAAGAGCAAGAACGCAAAAGGAAGGAAGAGCAAGAGCGAAAGGAACAUGAGGAAUAUCUUUUGUUAAAAGAACAAUUUACAGUGGAAGAAGAAGGUGUUGGUGAGACUGCCGAGGAAUCUGAGGCUCUUCUUGAGGAGUUUGUUAACUAUAUAAAGGACACCAAAGUUGUGUUGCUGGAGGAGCUGGCUUGUCAGUUUGGUCUGCGUACACAAGAUGCCAUUGAUAGACUUCAGUCUUUACAGGACAUGGAAAGGAUAACAGGUGUAACAGAUGACCGUGGAAAGUUUAUUUACAUCUCUCCUGAAGAACUGCAAGCUGUCGCCAAGUUUAUUAAACAACGUGGACGAGUUACAAUCAGCGAACUUGCCGAGAGCAGUAACACACUUAUUAAUCUGCAGACAGAUAAGUCCCAUACAGAAUCUUCACCAACUGCACAAGUGUCUGCGUAAGGUUAUUGAGAUGUUAUGGCAAACAAUGGCAGACUGAAAUAAGUCAGAAGUAUUUAUUUAAAAAAACCUGGUAUCAAGACUGGCUCCAACAGAUGCAAACAAGGCGCUUCCAAACCUUCACUUUAGCUCUCUUUUGUCUAGUAUAAAUUAUCAGUCAUUAGUUUUCAUCAUCAAACAGCAAAUCCAAAUUUUUUAAUUUACUUGCCUUCCACUUUUGUCUAAACUGCUGGGCAAAACCAGUGUGCUAAAAUUGAAUUGAUAUUUUUGAAAUGUCAAGUAAACUUGAGAGGCAGAUUCCAUUGUUUUCCAGUUACCAGAAUUAAACAUGGGUUGUUGACCAAGCUUGUUUGGUCAAGAUGGCACUAGAUAUUAGCCAAGUUCCUUUUUUAGCAUGUUUAUGAACACUGCUGUCGUGCAGGAUACAGCUGGCAAGAUAGCUCCAUCUUGCUCGUUCAGUUAACAAACCCAGCAUAGGCGUUUAUUCAUCUUGCCUACUCUCUGAGCUACCCAGUAUAAUUACAGAAAUUGUAAAUGGUGGUAAGGAGCAGUUUUAAAAUGAUUGGCAGACAAAUGUAUGAUAGAAUAGCAUCAAAGCGGACAUUAUGUUACAUUAUUUCAGGUGUAUAUGGCUUGUAUUGUAGCUGAUAUAAUGCGCACUCUGAUUGGCCAAUUGUAGGGCAUUAUUCUCCCACAAUGCCCACGGGCCGAUUAUGGGCCUGCAAAAC
Messenger RNA from Orbicella faveolata, 1663 nucleotides. Its product is annotated as DDRGK domain-containing protein 1-like. The record is from RefSeq and is a predicted model, not a curated record. Gene Ontology annotation, molecular function: ubiquitin-like protein ligase binding. Lineage: Eukaryota; Metazoa; Cnidaria; Anthozoa; Scleractinia; Merulinidae.